GGGGCGGCGGUCGGACCCGGAAAUGCUCUGCGGCAGCCAUCUCCCCGCUGCUUAGCCGCCCACUACUCCGACCCCGAACCCCUGCCCGGGCGGAAGGUGCCUGGCCGCGAGCGCCCACUAACGGGUGUCUUUCGGGCUUCUCUGGGAGUUGUAGUUUGCUUGUGUCCGACGGCGCGCUCGCGCAAGCGCAGAGGGGCCGAAGGAACUACACUGUCCAGGAGCCUUUGCGUCCGCGGGCGGAGCGGCGGCGGCAGUGGCGGGUGGUUUGUAAGUGCAGCAGCACCUUCUCCGGCUCUGGCUUGAGAGGCCUGAGGGGCGCGGGCCUGUGAGCUGGACUUCUUGUGGGGAGGAACUUAAGGAGCUGGUGUUGGAAAUUAAUAACUGUUCCAUCUUUUACAUUAUUUAAAUAUAGUACUGUCAUUGGACCAAAAUGUUUCUGAUGCCAGCCUCUUCAGAGUUAAACAGUGGGCAGAACUUCUUAACCCAGUGGAUGGCGAAUCCUUCUCGGGCUGGGGUCAUAUUAAAUCGUGGAUGUCCUAUUUUAGAAGCAGAGGAAGAGAAGCCAGCAAAUGUGAACUUUUCUACCAGCUUUCCUGUUAAAGCCACACAAUUUUCAAAUAGUUUCAGCUUUAUAAGGGAAGAAGAUUCACUUCAUGAAGAACAGAAAUUGGAGCCUAACAGCCCGUACAAGUUACAGUCAGAUAAAUCUGAACCACAGAGAGUCUUUCCUUUAACUAAAGAGGGGCCACAGAUAGUGGCACGUCAGGAUGCUCCUGGACAAUGGGAAGAUAGCAAAAAUGAGUUUAUUGCAGAUCUUUUAAGUGAAUUCAAAGAAGUGCCUUAUAAAGACCCACUUGUUAAAAAGCUUGAACAGCUGAAAGAAGAGCAACAGAAGAAGCAGGAGCAGCUGAAGAAGCGGCAGCUCGAGCAGCUGCAGAGGCUCAUGGGUGAGCAGGAGGAGCUACUCGCCUUGGUGUCUGGGCAGCAGACACUCCCAGGUUUAACUCCACUGCCUGAUGACCAGAGCCAGAAAAAGUACAAACCUCUGGGAAAUUCAACCACUGUAGAGAAAACCACGCCCUUCUUGCCAUCAUAUAUCUACCAGAAUCAAAGCCAAGAAAAAAAACACCCUUCUAACAUUUUAUCCAGUGAACAAAAUGACUUCUCUAGAACUGCUCAUCAGGAUUUUGUUUUAACUUCAAGAAGUGGUGCUUCUCCCAGUGUGUUUUAUGAGGCAGAGUGUCAGGAAGCACUUGUAGAAAAAAAUGAUUUGAAGGAAGAAAACGAUAACUCUUCUAAAGGAGAAGGUAUCUUACCAUGUUUGGAGAAAAUGACGGAACAGAUUCAGGAAGGGAACGAUACGAACUUAAAAAAAAUUGGUGAUUCCUCAGAAGUGGUUAAUAUUGAAGAAAGGCCUAUUAAAGCUGCUAUUAGAGAAAGAAAACAAACUUUUGAAGACUACUUAGAGGAACAGAUUCGGUUGGAAGAACUAGAACUGCAACAAAAACAGCUAAAGGAAGCAGAAGGAUCUUUGCUUAUCAAAGCAAAACCAAAACAACCAUUCUUAAAACGAGGAGAAGGUUUAGCCAGAUUUACUAAUGCUAAAUCUAAGUUUCAGAAGGGGAGAGAAAGUAACCUAGUCACCACUCAAAGCAUUUCAGAGGACCAGCCUGUGUUUAAAUCAGAUAAACAACAAUUCCAGCGGAAAACUGCUCUUAUAAAUAAAGAAAUCUGUACAGAGAACCUUCCUGUUAAAAAGAACAGUAGAGUCAGAACCAAGUAUGGUUCGCUCACACUCAGUCAGAAGCCAAAAGUGCUUAAGAGUAAUAGUAGGAAAAGUCUCUCUCCAUCAGGAUUGAAAAUGCCAGCCGGGAAGAAAUGUGAUGGGCAAUUCAGAAAGCAGAUGAGUUUAGGAAAAAAAGUGCAAUCUAAUAAUAAAGAAAAUGUACCUGAGUGUACAAAACCUUGCGAUGUUGGUUGCACAAUCUGGAAUAAGGCACGCAGUAAAGACAGACUUCCCAUUUCCACAGGACUCAUCAGCUGUAUGGCUUCUCAGAGCCCAGCAAGUGAAACUUGGAAAGGGUCAGAAUCUUCUCUUGAUGUUUCUCUUCGGAAAAAGUUAGAGAAUUGGGAACAAGAAAAGGAAAAGGAAAAUUUGGAAUUAGAUGAAUUUUUGUUUUUAGAACAAGCUGCUGAUGAAAUAUCAUUUUCUAGUAACUCCUCAUUUGUACUGAAGAUCUUAGAGAGGGACCGGCAGAACUGCAGAGGUCGCCGGCUGUCUUCUACCCCUGUCAAAGGUGUGCGGGAAGAGAAGACAGCAACACUGGGUUCUUUUAGUCAGCAUAACCAAAACGAGGAUCCGGACCAUGCCCAGUGUGGAAGCAAGGCUGAGUGCGAGGUUGCUCCCAGACAACUUGAUUCAGUGUUCUCACCGGGAGGAUUGUGGGCGCCGUCCUGUGAAGUCAGGAGGAGAGUGUUCCAAACGAACCCUCCUGAAAGGCAGACCAGGUGGAGUGCAGGCGAUGGUGAAGGUGUUACAGACAGUGAUCAUAGCACCGAUUUGGAGGAACGGCUUGACGUCACUAUAAAGCCGUCAUCUGAGGGUAAGGAAAGGAGUUCCAGCAGCAGAGAAGAUAGUCCACAAGUCUGUGAUGGUAAGGGACCUUUUCGGGACAUCACGACUCAAGAGGAAGAGAAAAGGAGAGAUGUUGAUUUAGAUUUGUCUGAUAAGGAUUAUAGCAGUGAUGAUUCUCUCAUAAUAGAAAGCUUGAAAAAUAAAGUUUCUGAUUCCUCCAGAAGACACUCAUCUAUAAGUGUGAAUAAAAUUGACUUUGAUGAUGAAAGAACUUGGACUGACCUUGAAGAUAAUUCAUUUAAACAUGAUGGUGUUCUUGGGAAUGAAGCCAUUUAUGGGACUCCCCAGACAACCUGCCCUAACAAGAGUGAAAUGUGUGUACUGGACAAAAUGAUAAAAAGGAAGGUCGUGCCAGUCAAGAAGGGAGAAGACUUGGGCAAAUCCAGUAGGGACCCAAGCCCUCCUCCUACCUCAGAUCUGAUGAUAGAAUUCUUUCCUUCUCUGAAAUCGAAGUCAAAGUCACACUCACGCUCGAGAAAUGAUCCCAAGUUAAACACAAGUCAAGACCACCCACCUGGUGGCAAUGCUCGAUCUCAAAUUUUGAGAGAGAAAAUUACUGAAUUGGAAACGGAAAUAGAAAAAUUUAAAGCUGAGAACGCAUCUUUAGCUAAACUUCGCAUUGAACGAGAAAGUGCCUUGGAAAAACUCAGGAAAGAAACUGCUGACUUUGAACAACAGAAAGCCAAAGAAUUGGCUCGAAUAGAGGAGUUUAAAAAGGAAGAAAUGAGGAAGUUACAAAAGGAACGCAAAGUUUUUGAAAAGUACUCUACAGUUGCAAGAACUUUUCCAGAUAAAAAGGAACGUGAAGAAAUACAAGCUUUGAAGCGGCAGGUGUCUGAUUUACAGGAAGAUCUGAAAAGAAAGGAAGCAAAGUGGUCCAGUACACAAGGCCGUCUUAGAAGCCAGAUAGAAAUGUUGGUCAGAGAGAACACAGACCUCCGGGAGGAAAUAAAAGUGAUGGAAAGGUUCCGACUGGAUGCCUGGAAGAAGGCAGAAGCCACAGAGAGCAGCACCAGGAUGGGUCAGUGUGUGACCGCCUCAAAGAAAGAUGGGUUCUUGAAUUCAUCAGUUCGAUUUCAAAAGAGUCACAUUUCUUCAGGAACCCAGGUAGAAAAGUACAAAAAAAAUUAUUUGCCAACACAAGGCAAUCCAUCUCAAAGAUCCAAGUCUGAGCCUCGUGAUUUAGGCAGCUCAGAGAAGGGACAGACGGCCUCACCCAGGGAGCUGCCUGAACCAGUGAACUUUUCAGAUCCUGAUUAUAAAGAGGAGGAUGAAAAAGAGGAAAUUCAGGGAGAAAUCAGCCAUCCUGAUGGAAAGAUAGAGAAGGUUUAUAAGAACGGGUGCCAUGUUGUAUUGUUUCCAAAUGGAACGCGAAAGGAAGUGAGUGCAGAUGGGGAGACCGUCACUGUCACUUUCUUCAACGGUGAUAUCAAGCAGGUCAUGCCAGACGGGAGAGUGAUCUACUACUAUGCAGCCACACAGACUGCCCACACCACGUUCCCAGAGGGGCUGGAAGUUCUACAUUUCUCUAAUGGCCAGAUAGAAAAACAUUUCCCAGAUGGAAGAAAAGAAAUCACAUUUCCUGACCAGACUAUCAAAAACUUGUUUGCUGAUGGACAAGAAGAGAGCAUUUUCCCAGAUGGUACAGUUGUCAGGGUACAACGAGAUGGCAACAAAAUCAUAGAGUUUAACAAUGGCCAAAGAGAACUGCAUACGGCCCAGUUCAAGAGACGGGAGUAUCCAGACGGCACUGUGAAAACUGUGUACACAAACGGGCAUCAGGAGACCAAGUACACAUCUGGUCGAGUAAGAAUGAAAGACAAGGACGGUAAUGUUCUCAUGGACACAAAACUGUCAUGAAACUUGUGUGACUCAUCAUGAAAUGACACUAACUUGAUUUUCUCGUUAAAAAGAAAUGUACAUUUCUUGUGGAUUCUGUGGUUUAAUUUAUAUACUCUGUGUGUGUGCGUCUGUGUGUAUAUAUAAAUAAAUAGAAAAGACUUUGGAGUAUAAAACUUCUUGCUUUCUAAGUUUGAAAUGAACAGGGGCAGCUUUCAUUUUUAACUCACCUCCCUUGUCUUCUGUGGUCAUAACCAGCAUAGACUUUAGUAAGGGGAUGCUUUCUAUGGUUGGUGAUGGCUAUGAAAACCAGGAAGUACAAGAAAUACAGUAUCACAUAGUUUUUUAUCACAUAGAUUUUCCUACUGCCUGUCAGCCCUAUCAAGGUCAUGCUCAGAAACAUCACUGAAGGAGGAAUCAUUUCUCCACUCACUCUUACUAUACUCAAUCAGUGCUGAAAUUAAAGCAUCGUAUCUAUUACCAAGGUCAUAGAAUGGGAAGUUAAAACAAUGAGGGACUAUACAAAUCAGUCAAACAGGUAAGAAGAGUUCAUUCUGCGAGUGCAGAUCUCAUGGGAGGAGAAAGCAGCUGUAAUGAGGGUGAUAUCUGGUCAAAACAGGACACGUGAGAAAGGUGGGGCCUGAGAAACAACCAGGCAGUGUUAAAAAGUUUUCAGAGAAAUAAGGAAUUAUAUUUAUGUAACCUCAGGAUAGAAAGCCAUUUUUGUUUUUGGUUGGAGGGCCCACGCUGUACAGCUUCUGGGAUCUCAGUACCCCAAGCCGGGAAAUGAACUCAGGCCACAGCAAUGAAUGUGCCAAAUUCUAACCCCUAGAUCACAAGGUCCACCUUUGAGAAAGACUUUUUUAAAUGAGACACAGCACAAAUUUUCGAAGUUAAUGAGUCAAAAGUUUGUCCAAAGACACCCCAAAAAGAAAAGUCACAGACUAGAAAAAGAUACACAUAUCUGACAAAGGAUUAAUAACCCAAAUACAUUAAGAAGCCUUACUAGUUAAAAUUACCAAAGAUAUGAAUGAGCAAUAAACAAGCAACUAAACCAGUGAAUGCAUAUUACAAAAAUGAAGUAUCUCUAUAGUAGUAUCAUAAACUGGCAAAUAAUGGUCUGGCCACACUGCAUGUCAGCAAGGAACUCAAGACUACUAAUGGUAGAGUUAGUUUGAAAAACAGUUACCUCAGGACUUAGUAAAUUCCAUUAGUAAGUAUAUUCACUAGAAAACCACUCAUAGGUACAGAGAAGCUCCUACUGUAGAAUAACUCUUAUUGAGAAAAAACUGGUAACAACCUAAAGAUCUAACAGAAUAAAUUAUGUGCACAGAGGGAUGUAACAAUGCAAGUGAAUAAAACAGAGCUAUGCAUAUCAGUGAGGAUACAAUACUGUAAAUAAAGUAGGGGGAAAGGCAACUGUGUGAUACUGCACACACUUAAAAAUAUACAGAACUGUAUAUUGUUUAUGGAUGCCUACAUAUACAGUAAAAUCAUAAAGACCUAUAUAAGCACGUGCUAAGUUGCUUCAGUCGUGUCCUACUCUUUGCGACCCCAUGGACUGUAGCCUACCAGGCUCCUCUGUCCAUGGGAUUCUCCAGGCAAGAAUACUGGAGUGGGUUGCCAUGCCCUUCUCCAAGGUAUAUAAGCACAAUAAACGCCAAAUUCACAGUAUUCACCUCCUUUGUAGGUAAGAGAAUGAUUGGGGAAGGGUAGAACAGGCGCCUACACCUGUGCUGACAGUGUCUUAUUUCUUAAACUGAAUAUAUAGGAAAUAUUUUUCCUAACGUGGCUAAAAUAUUUAAAAAUUAAAAUUAAGUAAAUAAGUGAAAGCAAAUAUUUAUUAACUUUUUUCAAACAGUUCUUAACAGUUCAACAUGUAAGGAAAAAAAAAGCCCAGCACUAUUGCAGAACAAGUGAAGGAAAUAAGCCUGAAAUGGUCUACAUUGUAACAGAAAACUUUCUUCUGGGCUGCUACAGAUGCUCUGUACUGUAUACCUGAAAAACAGAAAUGUGUUAUUUUAAACCGCUGCUUAAUGUUCAAAUCUAGUUACUAAAUUGUGUGUUACACUUAUGUGAAUGGAUAGAGUGUGAGCUAUUUACCGAUUAACCCUAAUAAUCUUUGUUAUUAGGACACUGGUUGUCCAGUAGUAUAUGUAGAGGUAAGAGUUAUGAGCUUGAGUUAUUUUCAGUGCUGCUCUCCUCCUUACACCCUGUAACUAUCUGAACAAUCAGGACAGCUAUUCAGUCCCAGCAUUUUCACAACUAUGGAACCUUUCUGAUACUGGCACUCAGUAGUUUAGACGGGCCUGUUAAGGAGAAAUCUAGAAGACAAAUUCUUGUUGAGCUUGGUUGUCAUUCCUUUGAGGAACAGUGUGAACCUCUGCUGUGUCAGUGCUGUGCCUGAAGCUGACCGUAAGGAUGAACAAGAAGUCAUGGUACUUACAUCAUUCAUCUCGGUCUGCAAGCCCCAUUUCUACUAAUGACAUAUGAAUUGGAUACUGUUUAUCUUCAUAUAAAGUCACCAUUUGUUCUUGUACCUGAGCCUAAAAUGAAAAAAUCUUUGUCAAGAAAAUGCCAUCAUGUCUUUGCUGCCUGUUCCUCCUAUAGCUGGCAAGAGAGACAAGGCAUUCUCUAAGUUUGUUUAUAAAUUUGUACUAUGUACUUUCAAAGGUAUUUGUGAUGGUUUCUUGCUAAAUUCCAUUCUUUCCAUCUUCUACUUUAUUUGAAAUGUAACUCAUCCCCAAAGUUUUCCUGGAUUGAGCCAAUGGGCUCUUAUAGUACCUUCCUUGUUAAAAUUUAAUUUGCACUGUACACAUAAAGCAUACCUUUAUGCACAUACCACAUUUCGAUUGUUGUUCAUGAGGUGAAUACACGUGUAUUUGUUAAGAA
This is a messenger RNA of Dama dama (fallow deer), 7366 nucleotides long. RefSeq names its product centromere protein J (gene CPAP). Gene Ontology annotation, molecular function: tubulin binding. NCBI's taxonomy places the organism in Eukaryota, Metazoa, Chordata, Mammalia, Artiodactyla, Cervidae. The transcript is spliced from 17 exons. The coding region runs from base 431 to 4495 and encodes 1354 amino acids. Gene Ontology annotation, biological process: centriole elongation; cilium assembly. Gene Ontology annotation, cellular component: nucleus; centriole; centrosome. The record is from RefSeq and is a predicted model, not a curated record.